Hibiscus syriacus is the source of this 1220-nucleotide messenger RNA. Its product is annotated as BRI1 kinase inhibitor 1-like. The transcript has a single exon. The record is from RefSeq and is a predicted model, not a curated record. Gene Ontology annotation, molecular function: kinase inhibitor activity. Lineage: Eukaryota; Viridiplantae; Streptophyta; Magnoliopsida; Malvales; Malvaceae. Gene Ontology annotation, cellular component: plasma membrane. Bases 140 to 1075 code for a protein of 311 amino acids.
CCCCCCAAAAAAAAAAAAAUCAAUUGCCUCCUAAUCUCCUUAUCCCCUCACCCUCUCCCUCUCUAUCUCUCAACUGAGAAGAAUUUUAUUUCAUUUCAGAUACUGAAUCAGAUAUCGUGGAAUUAGCUUAAUUACAAUCAUGAAUGGUUACCGGGAGCAGAAAACCAGGGAGAAAGUUGUGGACAAAGAGCAGGAAGGGUCAGCAGAAAAACAAUCCCCAGCUUCACCUCCUUCAGCUUCUUCCUCUCCUUCUCAUGAAUUCUCCUUCACAGUCGUCUCUCUCCAGUCUUCCUCCAACACUGUCCCAGGUAAAACCAAAACCCCACCUUCAGUGGCUAUCGAUUUGACUCCAGCAGAUGACAUUUUCUUUCACGGUCAUUUGCUCCCUCUCCAGCUCCUUUCUCACCUCCCGGUGUCUCCACGUUGCUCCACGAAUUCAUUGGAUGGAUGCAACGUUCCCGUAAGAGAGUUAUUGGAUGAACCGAAACCCAAUAAACCCAGCUGCACCACUUGUAGAAGCAAAAGCGAUAGCAAUAUCAGAAGCAGCAACAAGAACCAUGGCAAUGGAAAAGUUGGUAACUUCCAUCACACCCAUAACGUUGAAGCAAAAGCAAGGCCAAAGUCCAAGUCUUUCUCCUUAUCCGGUUUAACAAGGUGGCACCACCACAAAUGGCGUGGCGUUAGAGAAACAGAAGAAAAAGAGAAGCACAGGAUGAAGAUGAGAUUCGAUUUGAGACAUGUUUUGAAGAGGUACGUGAGGAUGGUUCGGCCAUUGUUGUUCUUCAGAGGAAGGAGAGAGAACCGCCAUCUUCGUGGGCAACCUCGCUCAUUUUCAGGCAAUUUAAGUUGGAGAAACAAAGAAAAAGAGUUGAGAGCAAGAAGAGGAGAUUUUUAUUCAGCGCCGGCUUCAAUGAGAACAUCGCCUACAAACAGUGGUCUUCUUGUUGCAACCACGGGUUACUCUUCUUCAACCAGUGACAGCACAAUGGAAGAGCUGCAGGCUGCAAUUCAAGCUGCGAUUGCUCAUUGCAAGAAUUCCAUUGAAGGGGAAAACAAAUUUAAAUGCUUGACCUAGUUUUGAAUUUGCUCUCCUUAUAUUUAUUCAACUUCUAUAAGCUGUUUUACCUUUUUGUUCUUUUUCUUUUUACUGCAUAGAUAUAAUUAAUAUUUCCCUGUGUAUAAAACGGUACAUACAUAAAGGAGUAUGAGAUUAGUUUGAA